Molecule: messenger RNA, 2484 nt
Organism: Thamnophis elegans (Western terrestrial garter snake)
Lineage: Eukaryota; Metazoa; Chordata; Lepidosauria; Squamata; Natricidae
Gene: VWA2
Product: von Willebrand factor A domain containing 2
Exons: 16
Coding region: 1-2484 (827 amino acids)
Biological process (GO): calcium-independent cell-matrix adhesion
Cellular component (GO): basement membrane
Source: RefSeq, a predicted model, not a curated record
AUGAGGAUAUCCCAAGGUUAUAAGCUGGAUGGGGAUAUUGUUAAAAAUGUAGAAAAUACCAAAAAACUACUCCAUUACGCCAUUAUCCAUUCAACAUCACCAGAAACUCAUUAUUUAAACCCAAUCAGUAUGGUCUUCAUGAACUUCCUACAUUUUGAGUCACUUUGCACUUUCCUGUUUUCCCAAGUAUUUAUAUCAUGGAGUAUCCAAGAGCUACAAGUCAGUCAAGAAAUAAUUGAGAAGAUUUCAGCCGCUUCCCAAUUAAUGAAUUGCUCUGCUCCAGUCGAUAUCUUAUUUCUGUUAGAUGGAUCCUAUAGCAUUGGCAAAGCAAGCUUUGAAAGGUCAAAAUAUCUGACAAUCAAGCUUUGUGAUGCAUUGGACAUCAGCCCAGAAAAGGUUAGAGUUGGAGCAAUACAAUUCAGCAACACUCCUCGCUUGGAAUUCCCAUUGGAUGCAUAUUUCACUAGGCAUGAGAUAAAAGUUCAACUCAAGAAGAUUGUGUUCAAAGGUGGGCGAACAAAAACAGGUCUUGCUCUAAAACACAUUCUUCAACAAGGAUUCCGUGGAGGCAGGAACUCAUCAGUUUCCCAAAUCCUUAUAAUCUUAACUGAUGGGAGAUCUCAGGACAACGUGUCAAACUUAGCCCAGCAGAUAAAAGAAAGGGGGAUUGCGGUGUUUGCAAUUGGAGUUAACUUCCCAAAGUGGGGAGAAUUGUAUGCACUAGCAAGUGAGCCAGUGGAAUACUAUACGCUGUUUGCAGAAGACACUGAUGAUGCCUCCAAUGGGCUUUAUACCGUGCUUGCACUCUCUGAUAUCUGCAAUGCUGCAUUUCCGGCUUGCAGGGCUGAACCUCAUCCCUGUGAACGCAAAACACUUGAACGAGUAAAAGAACUGGUUGGAAACUAUUUUUGUUGGAAAGGAUCCCAAAGCAGAAAUAUUGUACGCACAUCACUCUGCCCUUUCUACAACUGGAGAAACAUUUUCAUCAAAUAUCCAUCUACAUGCUAUCGAACUAUAUGCUCAGAUCCUUGUGAUUCCCACCCUUGCCAAAAUGGAGGCACUUGCAUUCUAGAGGGAUUAGAAGGCUACCACUGUGUCUGUCCAGUGAAAUUUGCAGGAGAUUCCAACUGUGCACCAAAUAUAAAUACGGAAUGCAGUGUGGACCUUCUUUUUUUGGUGGAUAGUUCAUCCAGCACUACUCUUGAAGGUUUCUUGCAUUAUAAAGCUUUCCUGAAAAAGUUUCUCCAUGUAGUGUGGAAUACAGAAACUCUGCGAAAUGUGGCCCUGGCCCAUUAUAGCAAUGAUGUCAAGAUGAUUGUCCAAAUUGGGGAUUACAGAGAUAUGUUCAGUCUGGUGAAGAUCAUUGAUUCCAUGGAGUUCAUUGGAGGAAACACUUUGACCGGCAAAGCUUUACGAUUUAUUACACAACAAGGCUUUAAGCGUCCACCAGUGUUUUCUGAUGUUCCUGAAGAUCUUCCCCAUGUUGUCGUAUUGCUCACAGAUUCAAAAGCUGAGGAUUCAGUGGUAGAAGCAGCUAAAUUCAGUAGGAAAGAAGGCAUUUCUAUCAUUGCAAUUGGCAGUGAAGUUUUAAGAAGAGAACUGGAUGAGAUUACAGGGAAUCCAAAGCGGACAAUUAUCUACUCCACCACUCAAGAUCUAGUCAAUAAAAUUACUGAAUUACAGAGAAAAAUCUGCAGCAUUGAUAACCAAGGCUGCCUAUCUCAGCCCCUGGAUUUGGUCUUUGCUCUGGAUUCUUCAGCUUCAACUGGAAGGUUUAACUUUGCCCAGAUGAAAAACUUUGUCAGCAGUCUCUCUUCCCACUUUGGCAUCAAUAGGGAUGUAACGCAAGUCAGCCUUGUUGUCUUUGGGAAAAGGCCUCAAACAGUAUUUGGACUAGAUACACAUGUUACUAGUUCAGCUCUACUGGAGGCCAUCAAACAAGCUCCCUUUACGGGUGGCUCUGCCUCAGUUGGAAGUGCCUUGCUUCAUAUUCAUGAUGAUGUCACAGUUGUCCAAAAAGGAGCAAGGCCUGGUGUGAAAAAAGUUGUGGUAGUUCUCACAAGUGGAGCUGGAGUGGAGGAUGCCGUAGUCCCUGCCCAACAGCUACGCGGUAAUGAUGUAUCACUUCUUAUCAUUGUGAAAGAAAGUGUACAAAUGGACCUUUUGUUGAGGAUUGCAGGGUCUUCUAACAGUUUGGUGAGGAUUUCUUCUUAUGAAGAUCUCAGACACAAGAAAGACUUUAUCAUGGAAAAAUUGUGUGAUGAAGCCAAAAUGCCAGUAAAUAUCUGCAAACCUAACCCCUGCAUGAAUUCUGGAAUUUGUAUCCCUAAAAAUGACAACUACUGGUGUCAAUGCCAAGGCUGGGAAGGAUUUCAUUGUGAAAACAAUUCUGCCAUACACAAGGUAUACCAUGUCUUGGUUGUGACAACCACUAAUUCCAGCAAAGAGAUAAAUACAGAAGACUAUUUCUAUGUUGCUAUCUAG